This is a messenger RNA of Theobroma umbraticum, 1007 nucleotides long. Its product is annotated as transcription factor bHLH162-like. Gene Ontology annotation, cellular component: RNA polymerase II transcription regulator complex. Gene Ontology annotation, biological process: regulation of transcription by RNA polymerase II. NCBI's taxonomy places the organism in Eukaryota, Viridiplantae, Streptophyta, Magnoliopsida, Malvales, Malvaceae. The record is from RefSeq and is a predicted model, not a curated record. Gene Ontology annotation, molecular function: DNA-binding transcription factor activity, RNA polymerase II-specific; RNA polymerase II transcription regulatory region sequence-specific DNA binding; protein dimerization activity.
GAUAUAAACCAACGUAAGACAGCUUAGCCUUCUUGAGCGAUGGAACUUCAAAUGGUAUACUCGGUUCACAAGGAAAUGGAGCGCUCUAGUUGUUCUUCGGCUAAGAUUGAGAGGAAGAUCAUUGAGAAGAACAGGAGAAAUCAUAUGAAGAAUUUGUAUUGCAGGCUCAAUUCUCUACUCCCCCGUCAUACGUCCAAGGAGCCAUUGUCACUGCCUGAUCAAAUAGAUGAAGCCGUGAAUUACAUAAAGAGCCUGCAAACCAGGUUGAAGGAAUCCAGAGAGAAAAAGGAAAGUCUAACGGGAAGAAAGAGAUCCCAUAGAUGCGCCAAUACUACUGCAGCUGAAGCCGCAGCAGUCUCGAGAUCUCCUGAAAUCAGUAUUAAUGAAACGGAUUCUGCUAUAGAGGUGGUUUUGAUGACUGGGCAAGACUGUCAGUUCAUGUUUUACGAGAUGAUCCGCAUACUUCAUGAAGAAGGAGCACAAGUACUGAACGCCAAUUUCUCGGUCCUUGGGAAUACCAUUGUCCACAUUGUUCAUGCUGAGAUUGGAGCGCAUAUGUUUACUUUUGGUGCAGAAAAAAUAAAGGAGAAACUGAACAAGUUUGUGCAUAAUUCCAGCAGCGAACAGCAGCUGCAACAAGAGCUAUGGGACUUCGAAAUCCAUCCUGAAACGUGGGAUUUCCCAAUCAUGUGAUUCACGUGCAUUGACUGGACAUGGCGCAAUAAAGCCCACGAGCUCAUAAGAUAGGAAACUUCAAGGCUAUAGCAGUGAUUUAGGAAUAGAACAGCCCUGAUGUUUUCCAUAACUGUAUAGCUAGCUACCCUGCCGGGGCCAUCAAAAUUUUCUUCCCUUUUGUAAUGGAGCUCCUGAACCCUACAAAGAUAUUGCCUUUGUUUCGUUGUGUCACUUAGAAGUAAUUAUACAAAUGCUAAUCUAUGGAUCUUUUGUCAGCCAUUGCUCCAUUGAAGCACAUAACUGAUUAACCGAGGGGACUUUCAAUUUUCAAA